Molecule: messenger RNA, 2311 nt
Organism: Aedes albopictus (Asian tiger mosquito)
Lineage: Eukaryota; Metazoa; Arthropoda; Insecta; Diptera; Culicidae
Product: glutathione-specific gamma-glutamylcyclotransferase 1
Exons: 4
Coding region: 1274-2059 (261 amino acids)
Biological process (GO): glutathione catabolic process
Cellular component (GO): cytoplasm
Molecular function (GO): gamma-glutamylcyclotransferase activity; glutathione specific gamma-glutamylcyclotransferase activity
Source: RefSeq, a predicted model, not a curated record
GUCUGCACUGCCAGUUGCAGUUUUACAACCCUGUGUAGCAGUCCUACGUUGCUCGCGUGCGUUCGUUCGUUCGUUCGUUCGUUGACCACGUCGCCGAUUUCGUCGCAGCCGUCGUCACCGCCAUAUAUAAAAUCCCUACAACAUAUUGUGUGUGCCUACGUCUGCGCACUUUUGCAUUUUGCGUCGCCCUUUUUAGGCCAAAAAAAAUCACAUUCCAAAACCGACAAUUUCAUUCCUUGAAAAGUGAUUGUCUCCGUCGAGUUCAGAAGAAACUCCCGUUUCGAAGCAGGCGGAAUCGUUGUUGAAAAUUUCUGCACCUCAGUUGGCCCUGGUUUCUGGUGGUCCGGUUUUCUUGAAAAAGGAACAUAAGUGAAGUGAAAAUUGCUUUGUAUUUCAUUCGACCAUUAUUAUCUUCACAUCAUGGCUUGCUGUUGUGGUUGUUUCUAAGGCCAGGAGGGCACAGAGGAGAAUAAAUAUUUGGCAGGCACCAGACAGCGAAUUGAACAAUAUGAGACCAACGGCAGCCAGUAGUCGACGAGAACGACGACAGCGAGCAGCAGCAACAGCAGCAGUACUAGCGAUCACCGCUCAACGACGAGCGACAUCAUCGACCGCCCCAAAGCUAGCGGCACUUCCGGAGCAAAGAUUCCUAGCCAAUCUGGUUCCGCCGACGUCGAUUGUCGUCGUCACUAAGAAGAGCCACUUCAAUCAUCAGCGAAUGCAUUUCCCGUUUCGUUUGCGCGUCGCGGCUACAGUGCGCAUUAAAUCGUGAUUAGACUCCAAUCGCAGCAACCGGUUAGUUCCAGCUCAUAGAACGAAGAACACCGUAGCAGGUUGCUUGGAUGAGUGGGUGCGCGCGUGAAUGCAAUUGAUUCGAAGUGCGCAUCAUUAGACAAAGGACCUUAUUUUCCGUUGCAAACAUAGGAGUGAGUGAUCUUCGUCAUCGCGCUAGGCGCGUGAGCGUUAAGUAAUUCGAAAACAAAAAAAUUGAGUGACUUUGUUGUGAUUUUCCGUUGCAAACAUAUUGCUCGCUAUAGAUUGGCCAAAACAAAAACAAUUUCGUCGUCCGUCGUCUGGUGAACGCGCGCGCGGUGGUUCGUUGGCAUCCCCUGAACGUGCCAAUUUCGCCGACCUUCGUAGUGACUGUGACUUUCGCGCGACUAUUUUUAAGCCAUCGGGGUGAGCGUGCCGAGAAGAGGAAGCCCCGUGUGUGCUCAGCUGGUGGAUUUUUCCUGUAUUGAUAUCCGCGCCGAAACAAGUGCGAGAAGAAACAAUGGCUGCUGUGCAAGUUGACAUCAACAACAACAACAACAACAACAACAUCAACAACAACAACAACAGCAGAAGCAGCGACAGUGGAGUGGAGGCGUCGGUGUGGAUCUUCGGCUACGGUAGCCUGUGCUGGUAUCCGGGUUUUGAGUACGACAAAUGCAUCACUGGCUACAUCCGGGGAUACGUGAGACGCUUCUGGCAGGGUAACACGACCCAUCGAGGAACGCUGGAAAAGCCCGGUCGUGUAGCCACUCUAAUUGAAGACAAAGAAGGCAUCACGUGGGGCUGCGCGUUCAAGGUGACGGGUCAACUGGCCCUGGACUACCUCAAGCAGCGGGAGUGCACCCUCGGCGGUUACCAGACCGACUACAUCCGGUUCUACCCGCGCAAGGCCAGCGAAUGGUCCGGCAUCAGUGGGCAGGCCUUCCCGGCUCUCGUCUACAUCGCCACGCCGAAGAAUGACCUCUGGAUCGGGGAGGAACCGCUGGUCGAGACGGCGCGCCAAAUUGCCGAAUGCCAAGGUCCCAGCGGGCACAACGUCGAGUAUCUGAUCCGGUUGGCGAUCUUCAUGCGCGAAGAACUGCCCGGCGCAUGCGACGAGCACCUGUUCGAGCUGGAAGGCCUCGUGCGGCGGUUCGUGGCCGAAGCGAACGUAGCGAUUACCAGUCUGCUGGGGAACGCCCCACGACGGAUCCGACGGGAUUCCCACGAGGAGGUUCGGCGGCACGUUUCGUUCGAGUUCACCGCGCGGGUUCCGGAGAAGAAGCUGAGAUGCUUGCACAUUUAGAACCGCUUCUUUUCCGCCGGAUGAUAUUCUACUAGCAUUGACAUUCGUUUCUACACGACCAUUUCGAUAUUUGCGACAACUUUUUGUUAAUUUAGUUUUAAGAUUCCGUUCUAGGCUUAAGUUCGAUCGUGUAACUCUCAUUUUUUGACACUAGGUAUGCAUUAAUGGUCGCCGAGGUAGGCCUCUCGUUUUAUUUAUUAUAAGAAAGCGAUAUAGACUACAGGAAUAUACCAAAUAAACCAACCAACGUUG